This is a messenger RNA of Pleuronectes platessa (European plaice), 1375 nucleotides long. Its product is annotated as GTPase IMAP family member 4-like. Gene Ontology annotation, molecular function: GTP binding. The record is from RefSeq and is a predicted model, not a curated record. The transcript is spliced from 3 exons. NCBI's taxonomy places the organism in Eukaryota, Metazoa, Chordata, Actinopteri, Pleuronectiformes, Pleuronectidae. The coding region runs from base 122 to 1375 and encodes 417 amino acids.
CCUUUAUAACAAAGUACAUUGUUAUUGUUUGGGUGGAGCUUUAGUUAAAGUCUAGGAGGAACCAGCAGCUGAACCGAAACUACCAGAGAACAACAUCGAGUCUGCAGACGAGGAGGAGCUCAUGGAACCUGGUGUCAUGGAGGCUGAGAGGGAAGGUGAUGACUGUGACACCAGCUGGAGCCAAGAACUAAGGCUCGUCCUCAUCGGAAAAACAGGAAGUGGCAAGAGUUCAUCUGGAAACACCAUCUUGGGCCAGAGGCAGUUCCUGUCUAAGACUAGAGGCAGCUCCGUCACACAGAUCUGUGAGCUCGGGAGCGUCGUGCUCGCAGAGGAAGAGUCAGCUGAGGAGGAAGAGGACGAGGGGGAGGAGGAGGAGGCUGUCGCAGGGAGGAAGAUCAGGAGAGUCAUGGUGGUUGACAUGCCAGGUUUCGGGGGCACUCACCUCAGCAGGGAGGAGAUUAUUGAAGAAAUAGCCAAGUGUCUGUGUCUCUCUGCCCCCGGGCCUCAUGCCUUCCUCCUGGUGGUGCCAAUAGGACGAUACACAGACGACGAGAACCAGGCUGUUAGUGAGAUGUCAAAGAUAUUUGGGGAGGAGGCACUCCGUCACCACACUCUGGUUCUUUUUACCAGAGGUGAUGACUUGGGGGGGAUGGGGAUUGAAGAGUUCCUGAGUAAGACUGCGCCUGCCGGGCUCAAGGCUCUGAUUGACAGGUGUGGCAGCAGGUACCAUGUCCUCAACAACAAAGACCCAAGUAACUCAGGGCAAGUGAAAGAACUCCUGAUGAAGGUGGACAUGAUGGUGAGGCAGACCACCACAGGGUUUUAUACCAACGCAAUUUUUUUAGAGGCGGAAGCUGCCAUCAGGGAGGAGCUGAAAAGGAUGUUGAGGAAGUGUGUUGGGGAAGCGAAGGGAAGAGUGAAGAACAUGGUAGCUGCUGGAGCCACGGGGAUGGCAUUUGGGAUACUGUUUGGCAUAGCAGUCCCUUUGGUAGCUGCUGGUGGGGCUUACCUUCUGGGAAACUCUGUGGGUUUCGUUGCAGGUAAACUAGCAGGGAUGUCUGUAGCGGGAGGCACAAGGGUUGGGAAAGCUGUGGGGGCCAUAGUGGCAGCAGCUUCAGGGAAAACGGCCCUGGCAGUGGGAGCAGCAAUAGGGGGGGUCGUGGGUGGUUCUAUGGGAGCCAUUGUUGGCACUGGGGCUGCCAGUCCAAGGGAGGAUGCUUUGGAUGCCCUCGGGCGGGUUUGUUCCAGCGGGUUCUAUGCUGUGAGGAUGGCAGCAAGCGUUGGAGCAGUCUUGGGAGCUGGGGUUGCUAUAGUUGCAGUUCGGGAGGGAGCAGCUGUCGGCACAGCUAAAACUGCAGCAUCAAACGAGCACUAA